UUCAAACCGACAGUGCCUGAGACACUCCCAAUUGCACCUUGACCUGUCGAGUCGCGACUUUGCAGCUGCACAUCUGAAGCUCCUCCGGGCCUUGGGCGCACAUUUGUGCCGGCCCUGCUUCGUGCAUCAGCGACAUCUCGUAGCUGCCUGCUUGCCUGACCUUACCGCCGGCGCAGCUUCCACUUCCCCAGCUCCCAGCUCCCAGCUGCCAGCUCACACCCACCCCGCUUUCGCGCCAACAAGCCAACAAUCCCACGAUCAUGUCGGGCGCAGUCGCGACAGCUCGGCCGACGCAGGCUCUGCGCGUGCGGCGCGAGUCUCAGCGGCCUGGCGUUGCGCGCGUCAUCACCAAGACGAACAACAUGGAGGACGAGGCCGCGAAGCCAGAGCCCAGGCUGUAUGUCUACACGCAGGAGGCAGUCCUCGCCAGGCACCGCGGCAAGCUGCCAUCGAUGCGCAUUUCUCUCUACCCGAACCACUUCCGCAUCAACGACUCGCAGGAGACGCUGAACUAUGCCUCCCCCAUGCGCGAGAUUCUGAUGGCCGUCAAGGCGAAGCAGCUUCCCCACAACAUGCUCGAGGAGCUCCACGCCAACGGCACGCCCUUCUACGACGGCUGCCUCAUCGUCGAAGUCCACAACCACCGCAACACCACCGCCAAACCCAGAGACCGUGCAAGCGGCGCCGGCGAUGGCAGCAAGACGACCUUUUCGAUCCACAACAACAACAGCUUCAUCACUCCGUCCCCGUACGGCUCGCACCCAAGCAGCAAGUCUGACCCCAAAGCCAACGGCGCCGCAGCACCGCCCAAAGAGGCCUGCGACAAGGAGGACAAGGAGAACAUGCCUGCGCCUGGCGCGAGCGGCGCCUCGCAGAAGCAGCCUGCAAGCGGACCCAAAAUCACCACCGUCGUGUUGUUCCCCUCGCCGCAGGCGCAGCUGUCUGACUUGUCGAUACUCGCCACGACGCCCGCGACCGACGCUGCGACGCUCAAGAGGAAGCAGGCCGCUGGACGUGGCGCAGGCAUGCCUCCAACUCCGUUGACCGCAGUGCCACCCACGCCAACCUUCUCCGCCGGACCCAGCCCAAAGCGCCAGAAGAUGAUGAUCGAUGACAGCAACGUCCACGAGUUUGAGGCCGAGCUGCUUAACGCGACAUGUCCCCGACUGUAUCUCGAGCCCACCAAGAGCCUUGCGGAGUCGGUGGCCCUGAUCGAUGCCAUGACCCACCCCAAUAACAAGAACCCACCACCAGAACGCAAGACUCGCAAGAGGACGACUGCUGAGCUGGCCGCCGAUGAGGCCGACGCGCAGAAUCUCCAGAGCUUCAUGUUGGCCGGAGACGAGCAGCAGGCCACUCUCAGCACUACUAAUGCCGGUGAUAACGAAGGGGCUGUACGCGCCCAAGCAAAUACCAUGUCCUUCGCCCGAUUCAAGACCCUCGCGAGCAUCAAGGCCAAUCACGAGGAAGCGGACCGCCGUAAGAAGGAGGAGGACGCUCGUCAAGCGCAGGCCAAAAGACAGGCGCAGAUAGAGUCUGAAGCCCAGAAGCGGCGGGACAUGGAGGCAAACCGACAGCAGGCCGAGGUUCAGGAGCAGCGCCAACAGCUCCUUGCUCGACAGCAGGCACACCAGCAACAGAUGUUGCAGCAGAACCAGAUGCAGCAGAACGAAGCGCUUCGAGCCGCACAAGCAGCGCAAAUGUCGAAUGCUGCCGCAGCUCAGAUCUCGCAAACGCCCCAGUCUGCUACACAGAACCAAUUUUCGCCCAGCGUGCGACAGAACACGCCCAUGGCUGCUGCUGCAGCUUCUCCUCGACCCGGCGGUCAAGCAAGCCAUCCCAUGGGAGGUACCCCUAUGGUCGCAACAGCUUCCAACCAUGCCAUCGCCAGCCCUGCCCGACCCCCGUCCUCGAUCUCGCAUCAUCCAAUGGCACGCACUGCUAGUCAGCAGCAGGGUUCGAUGAGCCGUACGAACACACCUCAGAUGAUGCAAGGUACACCUGUCAUGAACUCGGCCAUGCCCAACCGCAACAUGACGCCGACCCCCCGCAUGAACCAAGGCAGUCCAUCUCUGCAGGUACAGGGCGCAACGCCAAUCAUGAUGCAGACGCCGCAGUCUCAGAAUAUGACCCCUGAGCAGAUGCAGGCUCUGCAGGCUCAGCAAAACCAGCAACGAGUGCAACAGAUGCGUCUGCAGCAAUUGCAGGCCCAGCAAAUGAACGGCAUGUCUCCGGGUGGCGGUGCUCAGCAGCUGCAACAGAUGGCAAUGCAAAAGGCACACAUGCAGAUUCAGACGCAUGGUGUGCCCCCAGGCCAGAGCCAACAGGUUUACCAACAGCGUCUUGCACAAAACUUUUUUAACCAGCUCAAGCAGGCACAGGCUGCACAGGCUCAGCAACAACAGCAGCAGCAUGGCAUGAACCAGAUGUCGCCCCAAGGCCAACAACACGCCGUGCCCAACCAGCAAGCCGGCAAUAACAUGGCCAACAUGAGCGUUCAACAGCUACGGGCGCACUACCAGCAGCGUAAGCAGCAUUUGUUAGCGACGUUCGGCCAACAGGUACCUCAGCAGCAUGUCACGCAGAUGCACCAGCUCGAGCAGCUUAUCCGCAGCAAGGAACAAGCUCAGCUUCAGCAAAACCAGCAACAGAUGGGUCAAAACCAGAUGAACAUGAACCAGGGCAUGCAGGGCCAGGUCGCCGCAGGGCAGAACCCUAUGCAAAUUCAGCAGUAUCAGCAGGCUCUCCUCCAGCAACGCGCACAGCAGCAGUCGCGCAAUGAUCAGAUCAUGCGCAUGCGUCAACAAGCCAUGCAACAAGGCGGCCAGAUGCCUCAGGGCAUGAUGAACAACAUGCAAGGCAUGGGCAUGCAAAACAUGGGCAACAUGCAGAACAUGCAGAACAUGCAGCAGGGUAUGCAAGGUAUACAGGGCAUGCAGGGUAUGCAGGGUAUGAACAUGGGCCAGAUGGGCAUGGGUCAGAUGAACCAGCAGCAGGUCCAGCAAAUGAUGAUGAUGAGACAGGCACAGCAGCAACAGCGUAUGCAGCAACAGGGGGGCGACAUAAACUGGAACGGUGUCUCAUGAGUAUGUUGACUCAUUGCAGGCGUUGAUUUGACACUACUAGGCGUUAUGGGUAUGAGGGGUGUUUGGCUCGGAAAAGUUUCAAGAUACCCCGGUAUUGGUUGCAUACUCGGUGUUUGGAUUAGCAUGUUGAGGGGAUAUCUCCCUUCGAUUGUCAUGAUUGGCAUUGUUUGAAUCUGGAUAGCAUCUCGUUGACUACCCGCUGGCUUCUUGAACACUCUAUCAUCAUCCUCGACUGUGCAUCCGCACGUCGUCUGAAUAUCUCCUGGCUCGUUUCGCCACCGCAAAGUGUCUCGUACCGUUCCCUGAGCGGUCUUGCGGUCUAUUUCC
Messenger RNA from Didymella exigua CBS 183.55, 3413 nucleotides. RefSeq lists its product as uncharacterized. Bases 261 to 3086 code for a protein of 941 amino acids. The record is from RefSeq and is a predicted model, not a curated record. Gene Ontology annotation, cellular component: ribonucleoprotein complex. Gene Ontology annotation, biological process: selenocysteine incorporation. Lineage: Eukaryota; Fungi; Ascomycota; Dothideomycetes; Pleosporales; Didymellaceae. The transcript is spliced from 2 exons. Gene Ontology annotation, molecular function: mRNA 3'-UTR binding; selenocysteine insertion sequence binding; ribonucleoprotein complex binding.